Microstroma glucosiphilum is the source of this 1078-nucleotide messenger RNA. RefSeq lists its product as hypothetical. The record is from RefSeq and is a predicted model, not a curated record. NCBI's taxonomy places the organism in Eukaryota, Fungi, Basidiomycota, Exobasidiomycetes, Microstromatales, Microstromataceae. The transcript has a single exon. The coding region runs from base 330 to 962 and encodes 210 amino acids.
CCUUAAGAAGGCUCACGACACGCAGGGGUGCAAAGCCCCGACGCAUAGGCUGUAUCCGGGAUCUCAGAGCCGCGGCUGCUACUGCCCUCAUAUCCUGAGUUUAGGCGCGCACCACAACUAGGACAGUCCGAUAGUCACCACGUCCCUCGGAGCAAGUUCACUUUCGCUUGCUCUGAUGAUGCCACCGGCAUGGUUGCUGUUCAUCUGGACGCUGGCUUCCUUGAUUAUCCUGCCCUCUCAGGCUACUCACGUCGCCGACAGACUAGGUGCGACCGAUAGCCUCUCGCUCAACACUUCAGGUCUCAAAGCGCCGGUCUCAUCUGCAAGCAAUGUCUCUGGACUACACUUUAGCCUACCACCCUCUUUCUGGAGCCUCUGGAUAUGCCAGCCGCCGAGCAAAGCUUCUCUAUACCCAAGCAAACUAUCUUUAUGGCCCAGAUAUCAACGUGGGAGGACAGCAACCGUGGUAUCCGGCCGGCACUCUGGGCUUAGCCACCGCCGCAGAUGACACGACGACGCUUGGAAACGAGACCAUUGCGUGGGCCGAGCUCUUGACCGAAAGAAUGCAGAAAGCUGUACCGAAGAACCUGGCCUCGGGAGGUUUCAAGACGCUGAGUGACUACACAAAGCUCUAUAACGGCACACUGGACGAUCUCAUCCCUGAUGCACCUUAUCCUGGCAUUCUGGAAAACAUGGACUCGGACUUUCUCUUCAGCUCGUUGAGGCUUUGCGCCGAGCCUUGGUCUCUCCGAAGACUCAAGCCGGGAUCCGAUCAGGUUUCAUUCCCCGUCAGCGACGGAGACAGUCGCAAGAUUUCGACCUUGACCACCUCCGAGCUGCUUGCCGCCAAUCGCCUCUUCUAUGUCGGCUAUACCUCUCAGGCGGGGCUGCAGCCAUAUCGAUUGCCCGGACUUGGCAGAGGUUUGACCCAUGGGGGAAGGUGGUGGGAUAGGUCCUCCUGAAGAGAAAUGAGCCUUCGGUGGUUGCCAUCUGGAAGAUGGGUUCGCUGCGACUGCGGCCUUUUCGGAGGACGAGGAUGGCUGAGAGAGGUAAGAGGGUGGAAAUGCUGGGAGGGAUG